Molecule: messenger RNA, 970 nt
Organism: Sesamum indicum (sesame)
Lineage: Eukaryota; Viridiplantae; Streptophyta; Magnoliopsida; Lamiales; Pedaliaceae
Product: Ribosomal protein L35
Biological process (GO): translation
Cellular component (GO): ribosome
Molecular function (GO): structural constituent of ribosome
Source: RefSeq, a predicted model, not a curated record
UUUUUCUUUUUCGCAGCCAACUAUAGAAAUGGCGUGUCGCCAGCUCCAAAAUCCCAAUUGGUGACCUCCCAAAACCUCAGAAGACACAGACAGAUGGUGCAGCGAUGGUGCUCGAGGCUCCGCCUGCUGGCUGCGCUUCAUUCCAUUCCUAAACCCCAACCCCGCCACCACCUCUACCACCGCUCUUUCGUUUCCAAUCGUCUCUUCCAUACUUCUCACAAUUUACUCCCCAAACCCCACAUUGUCACCCAUUCUGUAAUUUCCCCCAGCUUUAAGACCCUCCUCGAUGUUCAUCCCUUUCCCCAAAUGUCCCAGUCUCCACUUUAUUUGACUCAAGUGCGCCAUAUCACUGCCAAGCAGAGGGAAAGGAAGUUGAAGAGUAGGAAGCCAAGGACACCCGUAACCUCCAAAGUCAAAAAAAUCAAAAUCAAAUGCUACUCGUCAUUUAAAGGCAGAUUUAGGAUAAUGAAUGAUGGCCAGAUCAGACGCUGGAAGGAAGGGAAGAGACACAAUGCCCAUUCAAAGUCUAAGAAGUCAAAACGUCGUCUCAGACAACCUGGUAUAGUCCCUUUGGCUUAUGCAAAAGUGAUGAAGAAGCUCAACUUUUGUGGUUGAAUAAAACAUUUCUCCGUGUUCCUCGCCUGAAAUGCGUCCUCAUCAUUUAAUUUCUGCUGUAUGCUCUGCAAUUCAGAAUUACUGCAGCACCACGUUUCAGUUUGAACACUCUGUUUUAAGUUCAGUUGGUUACUUUAUUGAACAAUUAUAGAUUAUCUUGCAGAUAUAGUGGAUGAACAUUUGCGUACAAAAUACACCUGUUUUUUUGGUGGCACAGGAUGGUGCUUUUUAACAAUUUGUUUUUUCUGCUUUCUCGUUUGAAUAUCCAGGUCUCAUGUAGUGAACAAAUGCACAUGUACUUUCUUGCUCAAGAAUGCACUUUUUGGGUGCUAAAUAGCCAAUGCAUUGCUCGUGA